Molecule: messenger RNA, 594 nt
Organism: Cladophialophora yegresii CBS 114405
Lineage: Eukaryota; Fungi; Ascomycota; Eurotiomycetes; Chaetothyriales; Herpotrichiellaceae
Exons: 1
Coding region: 1-594 (197 amino acids)
Biological process (GO): regulation of transcription by RNA polymerase II
Cellular component (GO): nucleus
Molecular function (GO): DNA-binding transcription activator activity, RNA polymerase II-specific; RNA polymerase II transcription regulatory region sequence-specific DNA binding
Source: RefSeq, a predicted model, not a curated record
AUGAACCACUUCAGCCUCGACGAAAGGGACUUGCUUAAUGGCACGCAGCGCCUGCAACAGGCCCAGAUCCCGCAAAUCAGCACCACAACAGCAAAUUGCGCCACCGCAAGUUCCGUUCCUAACGUCCAUUCCCAUGCCGACGUCCACUACUUUGGCACGCACACGCUACCAGUAUCGUCACCUGGGCUAGCACUACAACAGGCACCUCACGUCACGACCGUCAAUACCAGUAUUAGUUUCUACCCGAACAUACAGAGCAGACCUCCGGUUCAUGGCCACCAAUACUCCCCCAACGGAUUAAGCUUGGAUAUCUUUCCGACGAGCCCGUCCGAGGCCGCAGAGGUGGCCGCCAAGGAGGAGCGACGGCGACGAAACACCGCUGCGAGUGCACGCUUUCGGCAGAAGAAAAAGCAAAAGGAAGAGGCCUUGGAGACCAGGAUGGCGAAUGUGCAGGGACGGAGCGCCGAGCUUGAGGAACGGGUUCAUCAGUUGGAAAUGGAGAACAGGUGGCUCAAGGAAUUGAUCACGGAGAAGAACAGGAAGCCUGCCAGCGACGACGGGGACCAUUCGCAUGACGAACUGGAAGAUGACUAA